AUUCGAUUACUUCUGAAGUUCGGUCAUGAAGAAUACAAGUGUUAAUUAUUUAAUUUUAAAUUAAAAACAAUUCAAUCGAUUGAUUUGGCUGAAAGUGUAAAUUUUGCUUAUAGUACACAUUUACAUAUUUCAAUGUUCUACUUUAGUUAUUUAUAAAUAUUUAUUGACAUUUAUAUAAAUUAUGAAAUAAAACAAAUUUAAAAGUGCGUUGCAUAUUUUGUUUUGUGGUUUCGGUUUUAUUUUCUUUGUGUCGUUCGGACACUGGAUACAUUUUAAAGUUAGAAUCUUUUCUUCCAGGAAUCCUCUUAGAAUAAACAAAAAUGCUUUACUGUCCACCCAACGUUACCCUUUCCCAAGUGUGGGUCAACCAUGGCAUAUCCCAUUGCUUUAUGGACACAGUUGGUUCGUCUGUUGUUGCUGGUUUUAUCCUUCUCUUUGGCACUAUACAACUAAUUAUGUAUAAAAAAUAUGCAACCAGGAUAACAGAUCUAAGUCAGAUAUCAAAAUCACGUCUCUACGGACUACAGUUGUUCCUAUUGGCUUUCUUUCCAUUACUUUUCGUUAUUCGAUUUUUAUUGAUGUACUAUGUUUAUGAUAAGGGAGAAAUAUAUGGAUAUAUGAUUCUAACUGUUGCCCUAACCUGUUUUGCCUAUCCUUACUCAAUUUGUUUGGUUAUAAAAGAAAGAUUUUAUCAACUUCCCUCAGUGCCGACACGAGGACAUGGAUUAGUUUUGCUACUAUUCUGGACACUUGGAUUUAUUAAUGAAAAUUUGGCUUUCGUAAACUUGCGUCAAGAAGAUUGGUGGUUUAGCCUAAAGAGUACAAAGGAUAAAGUCGAGAUGGGAUUAUUUGGAUGCCGCUACAUAUUUUCUUUAUUAAUAUUCGUUCUUGGCCUCAAGGCUCCUGGUCUAUCAUGGCCUUACCAUCGUGAUGGCAAUGAACGCGAAGAGCUUGUGAACCCAGAUAUAAGCCGUUCAGCCUUUCACAAUGCAUGGAAAAAGCUAUGUCGACUAUUUCCUUAUCUCUGGCCUAAAAAAGAUACCUGGCUCCAGAUUGCUGUAGUAAUCUGUAUUACUUUAUUGAUAGCAGGACGAGUGAUAAGAUUGUUCCUUCCAAUAUAUCGCAAAAAACUUGUUGACAGCUUAACAGAAGAACCUAUCUCAUUUCGAUGGGACUUUGUGCUUAUAUUUGUGGGAUUGUCAUUUUUACAAGGCGGAGGAACUGGAACAAUGGGUCUGCUGAACAAUUUACGUUCGUUUUUGUGGAUUCGAGUUCAGCAAUACACAACCCGAGAAAUAGAAGUGGAUCUGUUUAGACACUUGCAUAAUUUAUCCUUGCGUUGGCAUUUACAAAGAAAAACCGGAGAAGUGCUUCGUGUGAUGGACCGAGGAACUGAUUCAAUAAAUAAUCUUUUAAAUUAUAUUAUCUUCUCCAUCGCUCCAACGAUUAUUGAUAUUAUUGUAGCUGUAGUUUUCUUUGUGUAUGCAUUCAAUUGGUAUUUCGGUUUGAUUGUGUUCCUUACAAUGUUUCUAUAUAUAAUGUGUACCAUAGCUAUAACGGAAUGGCGAACAAAAUUCCAGAGGCAAAUGAAUCAAGCUGACAACGAACAACGUGCACGUAGCGUUGAUUCUUUGUUAAAUUUUGAAACUGUUAAAUAUUAUGGUGCAGAGCAAUAUGAAGUUGAUGCUUAUAGAGAAGCAAUUUUGAAAUAUCAGAAAGAAGAAUUCCGUUCAUUAUUGACUCUAAACAUUUUGAAUACAUCGCAAAACAUCAUCCUAUGCAUGGGCCUUCUAACUGGCUCCCUACUCUGUGUUUAUCUCGUAGCCAAUCAUAAAAUACUUACUGUUGGUGACUAUGUUCUCUUCUUCACAUACCUCAUGGAUUUAUACAUGCCAUUGAAUUGGUUCGGAACAUAUUAUCGUGCUAUUCAAAAGAAUUUUGUCGAUAUGGAAAAUAUGUUUGAUUUGCUGAAAGAAGAAGAAGAAGUAUUUGAUGCUCCUGGAGCAUCAAGUCUCCUUUGUUCAGGUGGUAAAAUUGAAUUCUCCAAUGUAACAUUUGGUUAUAGCCCUGAAAAAAUUGUCCUUCGCAAUGUUAGUUUCACUGUUAAUUCGGGCAAAACUGUUGCAAUUGUGGGUCCAUCUGGUGCUGGUAAAAGUACUAUUGUUCGGUUACUCUUCCGUUUCUAUGAUGUGAUGCAAGGAGGUAUUCUUGUUGAUGGACAAAACAUUAAGCUCGUGAAACAAAGCACAUUACGUCAGUGUAUUGGAGUUGUGCCCCAAGAUACAGUUCUAUUCAAUAAUACCAUAUUCUACAAUAUUGAGUAUGGAAAAAUUGGUUCAUCGGCUGAUGAAGUUUUUGAGGCAGCACGCAACGCUGACAUGCAUGAACGUAUCCUAUCGUUCCCAGAUCGAUAUGAUACAAAAGUUGGAGAACGGGGGCUACGUUUGAGUGGUGGCGAGAAACAAAGAGUAGCUAUUGCAAGAACGUUACUCAAGGCUCCUGUAAUUGUACUUCUCGAUGAAGCUACUAGCGCUUUAGAUACACACACUGAACGGAAUAUUCAGGCAGCGCUAUCUAGAGUCUGUGCAAACAGAACAACUAUAAUAAUAGCACAUCGGCUAUCAACGGUUAUUCAUGCUGAUGAAAUACUUGUGCUUCAAGAUGGCGGCAUUGUUGAACGAGGUCGUCACGAUGAUUUGGUGCAACGCAAUGGUGUAUAUGCUGGAAUGUGGAAUCAGCAAUUACAAAACUUGGACGCUGCAACAACUAGUAGUGAUAGUGAGACUGACAAAACGGAUGGUGUUUCCAAGAUUACCACCACUGGGGGAUCAGUUGUAAAAGCUGGGCAUGGUCAUAGCCAUGGUAAAAAUUAGUUAAAAAAAAUAAACGUCUUUAGACGUUGAGAACUUAUUUUAGAAAAUUAAAUUAUAAAAUGCAUGGAAAUAUUUAAAUAAGAAUGAAAGGGCAGCUAGUUUUGAUAGGUUAUUGUGUAAAAUAUAAAAAAACUUAUUUUGUUUUGAAACCGAUAGGUUUGCGUUAUUGUGUGAGAGAGCUGACUUUAAAUUAAAAAAAUAUUUUUAAUAUCGAA
Episyrphus balteatus (marmalade hoverfly) is the source of this 3088-nucleotide messenger RNA. RefSeq names its product ATP-binding cassette sub-family B member 6 (gene Hmt-1). Bases 321 to 2873 code for a protein of 850 amino acids. Gene Ontology annotation, cellular component: membrane. Gene Ontology annotation, biological process: heme transport; transmembrane transport. NCBI's taxonomy places the organism in Eukaryota, Metazoa, Arthropoda, Insecta, Diptera, Syrphidae. The transcript has 7 exons. The record is from RefSeq and is a predicted model, not a curated record. Gene Ontology annotation, molecular function: ATP binding; ATP hydrolysis activity; heme binding.